AUGCACUUUUCUCGGCGUCAUCCCAUUUUCCCAUCUCAUCCAGUGCAGAGUUUCGACUUCAUCGGCGGUAUCUCGCAUAAGUUGACUGAUAGUCAACCCUUGCGCAUCAUGUUUGCAUCCCAACUGGUUCGACCUCUACUGGCAUGGCUAGCUUUGGCAAGCAUCACCGCGGCUGCAUCCUCCAUCCCGUCACCUCCUUCAAGAACAUCGUCGGCAAGUGCGGCGACUCAUACGGUCAAGGUUGGAUACAAGUCGGACCCGCACCAAUUCUCUCCAGCCGAAGUCAAGGCCAAUGUCGGCGAUAUCAUCCUCUUCGAAUUCUAUCCGACGAAUCACUCUGUCGUGAAGGCGGAUUAUCUCGCGCCUUGUGUUCCGGCAAGUGACGGGCUCUUUGCGUCUGGUGCCUUCGAGGAGUUCUAUCUAGACGAUGACGGACAAGCUGUCGGACCGCCUCCAACUUGGUCCAUCAAAAUCAAUGACACAGAGACCUCAAGCCAGACUUGGAGAGCGCAAUACGCAAAGGCUCUCACAUAUCCCUACAUGUUAGUUCCAGGACAAUCUCCGCCCCCCGAAGGCGACGGCAAUGGUUCCAGCGGGGGCGGGGGUGACGACUCAUCUCAUGAAAGCCAAGGCAAAAGUAGCGGGCUGAGCAAGGGCGCGAUCGCCGGUAUCGCUGUUGCCGGUGUGGUGUUCGUAGCCAUACUUGUGGCACUGUUCUUCGUUCUCGGCCGCAACCGCGUCUAUAGGCAGUGGAUGUCAUCAGAGGAUGGUCGCACGGAGCGCACCGCACGGUGGGCAUUUUUCAACCAUGGUGAACCGAACAGCUACACCAAGAGUGAAGUUGGCAGUAACGCGCCGGCCCCGAUGAAAGCAGCACACUCCGAUAUUACCGCUGUCUCCAGCCCCGAUCCGACUGUGCGCACGUUUACACCAAGCAUGGAAAUCAACUCUGGGCUUAGUUCACCCUCUGCGCAGCAGGGCCACUGGAGCUGGAAUGACAAUCCUCAUCAAACUCGUUCCUCUGCGCCUAUUGUGCCGAUGGAACUGGAAGGUCAUCCUAUCGGAUGGGAAGUACCGGGCAGUACUCCACCACAUCGGUACUGA
Molecule: messenger RNA, 1104 nt
Organism: Penicillium bovifimosum
Lineage: Eukaryota; Fungi; Ascomycota; Eurotiomycetes; Eurotiales; Aspergillaceae
Product: Cupredoxin
Exons: 3
Coding region: 1-1104 (367 amino acids)
Source: RefSeq, a predicted model, not a curated record